Saccostrea cuccullata (small rock oyster) is the source of this 2853-nucleotide messenger RNA. RefSeq lists its product as uncharacterized. NCBI's taxonomy places the organism in Eukaryota, Metazoa, Mollusca, Bivalvia, Ostreida, Ostreidae. The transcript has 6 exons. The record is from RefSeq and is a predicted model, not a curated record. Bases 85 to 1254 code for a protein of 389 amino acids.
CUGGUUCUCAUUUAAAUACAAUAAGACAGAGAGUACCAGUUGACAUUUGUUUACAAAUUAUGCAUUGCAAUAAAAGUGCAGUUUAUGGUUGAUCGCACAAUUUCCCAUCUAUGGCGCACAUGUAGAGCUAUCACCUCUGGAUGUCCAAGGAUUUUUUUGUUAGCAGAUUUUGCUGUCAUUUCUUCAAUGCAAACUACAGACCAGUUGAAGUUCAUGAUGGACACACAUGGCAAUGACAGACGUGACCGAGGAUCUACCCCCAGGCAGCAGACAUGUAAGGAACUCGUGUGGAUUAUAGUGUACUUCCCCAGUGAGGACACAGUCAGUCAUCCAAUCAGAUUACAGGAGGUGGAGACACUGAUGGGGGACACGGGGGAGCAGGCUGGACUGAGGGAGGGGGACACCUGUCUGGCCCCCUAUUUUGUCGGGGAUAGACUCCACACAGCAAAGAUAAUCAGAUGCACAGGGAACAGAAUAAAGCUGCUUCAUGACUAUGCCAAGUUACUGAAUUUAAGGAAGAGAACUGAUGGAGACUUCCUCUCGGAGGAGGAGACAAUGGAGCACAGCACAUCAGAAAAUGACACAGGCUCCAUUUGGAAGUAUGCCAAAGCUGUAGGUGGUGGCAUUGCUGUAGGUGGACUGACAGUGGUGGCGGCACCACUGGUUCUGUCAGCGGGUGGUGUGAGUGCUGUAGUGGCAGCUACUGUCAUGACUAAGGCGGUGCCGGUCCUGGCCCUGACUGCCGCGGGCGGAGUCGCUGUCAGGGAAAUGGUCACAGAGGAUCACCAGGAGACUACAGAGUCUGAGGAGAAGCACGUAUCUAAGUCUACAAAGACAAGCAAAACACAGGCACCACACAGCCCAGAGGCCACAGACAAGGACCAAUCAGGGAGCCUGUUAUCUGGGGUGGGGCUCCGGUCAGCUGUGAAGGGCGUGUUUAGCUGGUUCUCAGGGACAUCUGAGGGCGAUGAUGAUAAAGAUUCCACCCAUGUUAACAGUGCCAAGGACAAAGCAGAAGACAGCUCUCUGUGUAAGAACUUACUGACAGAUACUGAAUAUAGCAAUUGGCUGACUGUGGAGAACCAGCGACUGUGGGAAGAGCGGGUGUGUAGAGUUUGUAAGGACAGCGAAGUGGCUGUUCUGUUUGACCCCUGUGGACACAUGUGUGCUUGUCUAGACUGCUCAGUGGUCCAGAGACGAUGCCCGAUGUGUAGUCAGUUCAUCAGCGUUCAUCACAGGGUGUACAGGUCAUAACUACUGGACAGGUGAUAUUAUGAGUGAACUACAUGCAUGUAUUUAAUAUCAAACAUUACAAUAAUUUAUCUACCUGAAAUUCAGAAAAGUGUAAAUUUUGGGCUCUGUGAAUAUUGUUUUGGGGGCCUGGUUGUUAGAUCAGCAGAUUGAUCAUGAUACUAAAAAAAACAAUAUUUGUUUUUCAUAUGAUCAUGCAGUGCCAUAUUUUUCAUUUGUUUAUAGUACUUAUUUUGUUGAAAAGGGGAGUAUUUACUCAACUCAGAAUUUCGUUUGACACCAAAUAUAAAGCAUAAUCAGUCUUUAUCAAUUUAGAAAUUCACACAUGGAGUUUGGACAGAAUUAAGUUUUUGCAGAAAAAAAGAAUAAAAUGUGGUUAUAAUAUAAAUGUACCUACCGGUACAUUGAACAUUUAAUUUUUUUUUCUUAAUUAAGAUAGGUUGUGAUUUGUAAAAUGUUUUUUUCAGCCAAUCGGGAAUCAGGAAUUAGCAUAUAUACUAAACAUUGUUAUUUUGUAUUUUGUCAUUUAAAUAUUAGAAUUAUUACUUAUUAUGCUUUUAUAAAUUAUUAAGUAAAUGUAACUUUAAUUAAUUCUGUAUUCUUAUGAUAUUGAUAAUUCAGAAUCAUGAGUUGCAUACAGUGAAAUGCAAGAGACAAAAUUAGAAAAAAAAUCUUAAGGUUGUAUAAAAAGGUUUAUCUUUUUACAGUGAUACAAUUUCUAUCUGUUUGGUGCUUUACUUGUUGUAGUAAUAGGAUGUUGCUGCCAUGAAAAUGUUUUAAGUAAAUUUUAUUUUGAAGCCUCUGUUCGAAGAAGGGAGAGCUUAGUGCUUUGCUGCUUUUGCUGUUUGUCUGUUGGUCCACCAAGUUUCCAUUCAUUUUCUUUGCAGCCAUUGCACAUACUGAAAUGAAAUUUGGUAGAUAGAUUUCUCAUAAAGAAUAUCUGGGUAAAAUUUUGUUUUGCGUACGAUCAAGCCAUUUUUGACAAAGUUAUCCACUUGGACUUAGAAAAAUUCCAAUUAUUUGAAGGGGGCCUAAGUGUUUCACAUCAACAUGUACACUCCUAUUAUUUUGUUAUUUACUUGUCAUGAGGACAAUUUGUCUUAAGAUGCUGGAUCAAUGAUAGACGUUUGUGUUGUUUAUCAGUUACUAUGGUGACAUAGUGUAGGAAUAAGAUCCGUGAAUGCUUGUUGUGUUACGUAAUGUUAAAUAUAUGCUAAGAUCAUAUUGUUUUUAUUCCUGAAAGUGUUGGAUAUAAACAGUGUCCGUUAUGUAUGUUACACAUUGUUAAUUGUUUCUGUGUGCAAUAUUUUCUCGUAAGACUUUUCAACUUACAGGAUUUGUUUGCAAAAGAUAAUUAACAUACACGUAUAUGGCACGCCAAAUUCACAAAAAUGAGAUAAACCUAGAUUCACAAUUGAUAAACUAGGUUUAUCGACUGUAAACUAUGGUUUACAAUUCGUAAACUAUAGUUAGCGAUUCGUUAAGUAUAGUUUUCAUCUGUAAAACUAUAUUUAACGGUUGUUAACUAUAGUUUACGAAUGAUAAUCUAAGUUUAUCUGUCUGUAAUAAGCGUUAACAAUAGAUUUUGUUGAUAAACAUAGA